Messenger RNA from Microdochium trichocladiopsis, 1326 nucleotides. RefSeq lists its product as uncharacterized. The record is from RefSeq and is a predicted model, not a curated record. The coding region runs from base 1 to 1326 and encodes 441 amino acids. NCBI's taxonomy places the organism in Eukaryota, Fungi, Ascomycota, Sordariomycetes, Xylariales, Microdochiaceae. The transcript is spliced from 3 exons.
AUGGCAGACUCUCAAGAUCAACUGGCGCCCUUCUUCUCCGCCUCCUCAAACGAUCAGAGCGCCGUCCUCGUCACCGUCUCCAUCGUCGCGGCUGCAGUGUCGGCACUAGCCAUCGCGGCUAAGCUCUUCUGGCGCCGGAACAUCUACUCACUCAAAGCAUACGACCAUGCGCUGCUAAUAGGCGCUACUUUCUUGUUUGCGUACACGGGACUUGUGGUCUACUCCGCGGACCUGGGCGUGGGAAAGCAUCGAGAAGACGUCGGCGACGAGCAUCUGGUACUGAUUCGAAAGGUCCAAUAUGCCGCCACACUCUUGUGGAUCGUGAUAGGCACGUGUACGAAAGUGUCCAUGUGCCUCUUCAUCGAAUCGAUCAACACCUACAACAACAUCUUCAAAGCAAACAGGAUAUUGAUCGGAGCAGUCGGCGUGUUAGGUCUCAGCACUUUCCUCGCCAACUGCUUCCGGUGCAGCCUCCCUUCGCCAUGGCUAGCAGAGUCGACAGAGUCCUGCCCCGCCGCGACCUCAAUCUACCAGUUGACCAUCGGGGCGAGCAUAGCCACUGACGUACUGAUAUGCGUGCUGGCUGUGCCGAUGAUCUGCAAGGUGCAGAUAGCCACCAAGACCAAGGUCUUUGUCAUCUUUCUGUUCUCCAUCCGCAUCGCCUGCGUCGUCACAGCCCUCCCCGCCAUCCUAGAUACAACGCACCUCUACAACCGGCAGGACAUCGACUACACCUGGCUCUCCCUCAGUCCGGCAGUCUGGCUCGCCGCGACUGCCAACUGCUUCGUCAUCACGAACUGCGUGCCGAGUCUCAAGGGCUUGUUUGACAGCUGGCUCGGCAACACGUUGGGUAUUGACAUCGACGCGCCGUACCAGCUCGAGCGCAUGGACGGCAAGAACACGUUUGCGGCCAAGGCGUACGAGACGGGUUGUGGAGGCAGCGGAGCGAGCGGCAGCGGCGGAGGCAGCGGCGCCCACGCGUCGUCCAGGCCCAAGGAUAACAGCAGCGCCGUGGGCAGACGCUCUGGGACGUUUGUUGGCUUGCGGCUGGGGCCGGCGGCACAGAAUGAAGCUGCGUGCUUCUCUGACAACACUGGCCACCACCGAACCCGGUCCGUUUCAGCUGAGAAGGGGACAAGCCGUCGCCGUGAUGCUGAUCGCAUCAGCGACAGUGACGAGGAGAAUGAUGCCCACGAGAGCGAGAGUGUGAAGAGACUGACGCGCGGGAUAGUCAUACAAGAGGAGGUCGAGGUCCGGUUUGACCGUCCAGGCAAGGGGCGGGAUCCUGAGUGUGAUGACCGGCGCUCCUGGUCGGCAUCGACAUAA